AUGAAGCCUCCGCCAGAUAAAACCCGGCGAAGCUCGUCUCAGUCUGGUGUGGCUCGUCUCAGUCUGGUGUGGCUCGUCUCAGCCCGGCGAAGUUUGUCUCAGUCUGGUGUGGCUCGUCUCAGCCCGGCGAAGCUCGUCUCAGUCUGGUGUGGCUCGUCUCAGUCUGGUGUGGCUCGUCUCAGUCUGGUGUGGCUCGUCUCAGUCUGGUGUGGCUCGUCUCAGUCUGGUGUGGCUCGUCUCAGCCCGGCGAGGCUCGUCUCAGUCUGGUGUGGCUCGUCUCAGUCCGGCGUGGCUCGUCUCAGUCUGGUGUGGCUCGUCUCAGUCUGGUGUGGCUCGUCUCAGUCUGGUGUGGCUCGUCUCAGCCCGGCGAAGCUCGUCUCAGUCUGGUGUGGCUCGUCUCAGUCCGGCGUGGCUCGUCUCAGCCCGGCGAAGCUCGUCUCAGUCUGGCGUGGCUCGUCUCAGUCUGGCGUGGCUCGUCUCAGUCCGGCGUGGCUUGUCUCAGUCUGGCGCUGCUUGUCUCAGUCUGGCGUGGCUUGUCUCAGUCUGGCGUGGCUCGUCUCAGUCUGGCGUGGCUCAUCUCAGUCUGGCGUGGCUCGUCUCAGUCUGGCGUGGCUUGUGUCAGCCCGGCGUGGCUUGUCUCAGUCCGGCGCUGCUUGUCUCAGUCCGGCGUGGCUUGUCUCAGUCUGGCGUGGCUCGUCUCAGUCUGGCGUGGCUCAUCUCAGUCUGGCGUGGCUCGUCUCAGUCUGGCGUGACUCGUCUCAGUCCGGCGUGGCUUGUCUCAGUCUGGCGUGGCUCGUCUCAGUCUGGCGUGGCUCGUCUCAGUCUGGCGUGGCUCGUCUCAGUCCGGCGUGGCUUGUCUCAGUCUGGCGUGGCUCGUCUCAGUCUGGCGUGGCUCGUCUCAGUCCGGCGUGGCUUGUCUCAGUCUGGCGUGGCUCGUCUCAGUCUGGCGUGGCUCGUCUCAGUCCGGCGUGGCUUGUCUCAGUCCGGCGUGGCUUGUCUCAGUCUGGCGUGGCUCGUCUCAGUCUGGCGUGGCUCGUCUCAGUCCGGCGUGGCUUGUCUCAGUCUGGUGUGGCUCGUCUCAGCCCGGCGUGGCUCGUCUCAGUCUGGUGUGGCUCGUCUCAGUCCGGCGUGGCUUGUCUCAGUCUGGUGUGGCUCGUCUCAGCCCGGCGUGGCUCGUCUCAGUCUGGUGUGGCUCGUCUCAGUCCGGCGUGGCUCGUCUCAGCCCGGCGAAGCUCGUCUCAGUCUGGCGUAGCUCGUCUCAGUCUGGCGUGGCUCGUCUCAGUCCGGCGUGGCUUGUCUCAGUCUGGCGCUGCUUGUCUCAGUCUGGCGUGGCUUGUCUCAGUCUGGCGUGGCUCGUCUCAGUCUGGCGUGGCUCAUCUCAGUCUGGCGUGGCUCGUCUCAGUCUGGCGUGGCUUGUGUCAGCCCGGCGUGGCUUUGUCUCAGUCCGGCGCUGCUUGUCUCAGUCCGGCGUGGCUUGUCUCAGUCUGGCGUGGCUCGUCUCAGUCUGGCGUGGCUCAUCUCAGUCUGGCGUGGCUCGUCUCAGUCUGGCGUGGCUCGUCUCAGUCCGGCGUGGCUUGUCUCAGUCUGGCGUGGCUCGUCUCAGUCUGGCGUGGCUCGUCUCAGUCUGGCGUGGCUCGUCUCAGUCUGGCGUGGCUCGUCUCAGUCCGGCGUGGCUUGUCUCAGUCUGGCGUGGCUCGUCUCAGUCUGGCGUGGCUCGUCUCAGUCUGGCGUGGCUCGUCUCAGUCUGGCGUGGCUCGUCUCAGUCUGGCGUGGCUCGUCUCAGUCCGGCGUGGCUUGUCUCAGUCUGGUGUGGCUCGUCUCAGCCCGGCGUGGCUCGUCUCAGUCUGGCGUGGCUCGUCUCAGUCCGGCGUGGCUUGUCUCAGUCUGGCGUGGCUCGUCUCAGUCUGGCGUGGCUCGUCUCAGUCCGGCGUGGCUUGUCUCAGUCCGGCGUGGCUUGUCUCAGUCUGGCGUGGCUCGUCUCAGUCUGGCGUGGCUCGUCUCAGUCCGGCGUGGCUUGUCUCAGUCUGGUGUGGCUCGUCUCAGCCCGGCGUGGCUCGUCCGGAGCAGAAGGUCCUAUGGCUCCUGUCAGCGGAGGUCCUUCUCACCUUUAAUUCUUCCAUCGCUGCCAAAGACCUCAGCGUCACCAGAGACUCUGCAGCGUCUGCGGUGAAACUUGUGGAACUGAAGGAGGAGGAACACAAACAUGUUGGUUCUGUUUGUGCAGCGUCUGUGUCCGUCUGUUCUGAGCUCCGGCCGCUCACGGACCCCAGCAUCAUUUGUUUUUGUUAUCGCAGUAAAAACACGGCAGGAUUCUCUUUCCCGGAGUCCAGCCGGAGUCGGAGCUGA
This is a messenger RNA of Knipowitschia caucasica, 2346 nucleotides long. The record is from the annotation of a GenBank genome assembly. NCBI's taxonomy places the organism in Eukaryota, Metazoa, Chordata, Actinopteri, Gobiiformes, Gobiidae.